Cinclus cinclus is the source of this 2007-nucleotide messenger RNA. It is a transcript of the gene PLK2, whose product is annotated as polo like kinase 2. Gene Ontology annotation, biological process: mitotic cell cycle; protein phosphorylation; regulation of cytokinesis. Gene Ontology annotation, molecular function: protein binding; protein serine/threonine kinase activity; ATP binding. Gene Ontology annotation, cellular component: spindle pole; nucleus; centrosome. NCBI's taxonomy places the organism in Eukaryota, Metazoa, Chordata, Aves, Passeriformes, Cinclidae. The record is from RefSeq and is a predicted model, not a curated record. The transcript is spliced from 14 exons. Bases 1 to 2007 code for a protein of 668 amino acids.
AUGGAGCUGUUACGGACUAUCGCCCACCCACCGGGCGGCGGCGGUGCCAAGUGCUGCGAGGCAGCGGCAGGCAGAGCGGCCGGGGGCGAGUCGCGCAGGAAGAAGGCGGAGGAGCCGCCGCACCAGCAGCCGCGCCAGCACGGCCACCCCGCGGCCGAGGUCUCCCGGAUUAUAACCGAUCCCACGACGGGGAAGCGAUACUGCCGCGGCAAGGUGCUCGGAAAGGGUGGAUUUGCCAAGUGUUACGAGAUGACAGACUUGACAACAAAUAAGGUUUAUGCUGCGAAAAUCAUUCCUCACAGCAGAGUAGCAAAACCUCAUCAAAGGGAGAAGAUUGAUAAAGAGAUUGAGCUUCACAGAAUGCUUAAUCAUAGACAUGUUGUGCAGUUUUACCACUACUUUGAAGACAGAGAGAAUAUUUACAUUCUUCUGGAAUACUGCAGUAGAAGGUCAAUGGCUCACAUCUUAAAAGCAAGGAAGGUAUUGACAGAACCAGAAGUACGAUACUACCUCAGGCAAAUUGUGUCAGGGCUAAAGUAUCUUCAUGAACAGGAAAUCUUACACAGGGAUCUUAAACUAGGUAACUUCUUCAUCAAUGAGAACAUGGAACUGAAGCUGGGUGACUUUGGCUUGGCAGCUAGGUUGGAACCACUGGAGCACAGGAGGAGAACAAUAUGUGGCACACCAAAUUACCUCUCUCCAGAAGUCCUCAACAAACAAGGGCAUGGCUGUGAAUCUGAUAUAUGGGCCUUAGGCUGUGUAAUGUAUACAAUGCUGUUGGGAAGACCUCCAUUUGAGACUACAAAUCUUAAAGAAACAUACAGAUGUAUAAGGGAAGCAAGAUACAGCCUGCCAUCAUCUCUCUUGGCACCUGCAAAGCACUUAAUAGCUAGCAUGUUGUCAAAAAACCCUGAAGAUAGGCCCAGUUUAGAUGAAAUAAUUCGACAUGAAUUCUUCUUACAGGGCUUUACACCUGAUAGACUUUCUGCAAGCUGUUGUCACACUGUCCCUGAUUUCCAUUUGUCAAGUCCUGCUAAAAAUUUCUUCAAAAAAGCAGCUGCUGCUCUCUUUGGGGGUAAAAAGGAUAAGGCCAGAUACUUCGAUACACAUAACAGACUAGCUAAAGAGGAUGAAGAAAUCUACAAGCUCAGACAUGAUUUGAAGAAGACAUCGAUAACCCAGCAGGCCCCCAAACACAAGACAGAUGAGGAGAUUCAGCCUCUUACCACAACAGUGGUGAAGCCGGGAGCACUGCCAGAAACUAAGCAGAUUGGAGACUCCAUUCGGAUGAUAGUCAGAGGAACUUUGGGAAGCUGCAGCAGUAGCAGUGAAUGUUUGGAGGACAGUACCAUGGGAAGUGUUGCUGAUACAGUUGCAAGAGUGUUGAGAGGAUGUCUGGAGAACAUGCCAGGGGCCGAGAGCAAUCCCAAAGAACAGCUGACAGCAUCCUUCCAAUGGGUUACAAAAUGGGUGGACUAUUCCAACAAGUAUGGCUUUGGGUACCAGCUGUCAGAUCACACUGUUGGUGUCCUCUUCAACAAUGGGGCCCACAUGAGCCUUCUGCCAGACAAAAAGACAGUGCAUUACUAUGCUGAGCUAGGUCAAUGCUCUGUUUUCUCAGCCACAGAGGCACCUGAACAAUUCAUUAGCCAAGUAACUGUACUGAAGUAUUUCUCUCACUAUAUGGAGGAGAACCUCAUGGAUGGAGGAGAUUUGCCCAGCCUAACAGAUGUACGCCGGCCCAGGCUUUACCUCUUACAGUGGCUCAAAUCUGAUAAAGCACUAAUGAUGCUUUUCAAUGAUGGCACGUUUCAAGUGAACUUUUACCAUGAUCACACAAAAGUCAUAAUUUGCAGUCAGAGUGAGGAAUAUCUCCUUACCUACAUAAAUGAAGACAGAAUAUCCACAACGUUUCAUCUGACAACACUUUUGGUUUCUGGAUGUUCAUUGGAACUAAAACACAGAAUGGAAUAUGCUCUGAAUAUGCUGCUGCAGCGAUGUAACUGA